This is a messenger RNA of Dimorphilus gyrociliatus, 1350 nucleotides long. Lineage: Eukaryota; Metazoa; Annelida; Polychaeta; Dinophilidae. The record is from the annotation of a GenBank genome assembly.
AAUUUCUUUCCAGGUGAAAAAAGUGCUUGCACUAGAUGAGAAUGUAGAAAUAUUUUUACCACAAUUUUUUAUUUGGUCUUCAGUCUUCAUAGAAGAAAGAGGGAAUUAUCGAGAGGAAAAUGGAUUUUACUGAAAUUCCUUAUCCAACAGAUAUCAAAUUGAGAAUAGCAAAUAGAGAAUGGGCUAAAUAUCAUGGACAAGAGGUAAACACAAAUGAACCAUACCCUUCUCCAUUGACAAAGGAAGAGGUCCUUAAAAACUAUUCUUUCGAAGAAUUGGACAAAAUUGCUUUAGAGACAAUAACACCAAUGAUUAUGAAAAAUUCAUUACCUCAGCUGGUUCAGCAUUUAAUGGGAGUAUGUAAAGAUGAUAUGGAAAAACUUCGUAUAAUAUUCCGUUGGGUAACUUCACCAAAAUUGAAGGAGAUCAACACUGAUAAUUCAUCCCCUGAGACAGUUGGAUAUGAAAUUAAAAAUCUAUUUGAAACUCAUAAUAUAAUUUCACUUUUUGCUAGACUUUGCAGACUAGCAAAUAUUUCUUGUCAUAUAGUAACUGGAGUUGAUAAAUACCUUGAAAAUGAUGGAACAAAUAAAACAGACAGUUUGCAAAUGAUUGAAUGCAAAUGGAGUAUUGUUAAAGUUUCUAAUAAAUGGUACAUAUGCCAUCCACUUUAUGCGUGGUGCCAUGGAUACCUUAAACUGGAUGGAUGGACUCUAUUAAAUAGUACCUGUGAAAGUAAAUGUUCCCAGAAUGAAAUUAUCUAUAAGUAUACGGAGACCUACUUUAUGUCCAAUCCGGAACAAUUCAUUUUUCGAUUUUUUCCUGACAAUCCUAAAAAUCAGUUGCUAGCUCGUCCACUUACAAUGCAAGAAUUUCGUGAUGCAGCCAAAAUGAAUGUAGCAUUCUUCAAUAUUGGUUUGUCAAUCCUUUCUCAUCCUAGACACGCAAUUGAAACAAACAAGGCCAACAAUGAAAUCAUUUUUGGUAUUAAUGAGAAUUUUGAUGGUGAUUUAUCACUUCAAUUAUUUAUCUUGAGUGAAACAGUUAAUAAUGACAAAAAUCAAAAGAUGACAAUGAAAGAUAGUCCAGAGAAAACACAUUAUAUUACUUUUAUUGAUAAGAAUCGAGCCAGAUGUGUAAUUUGGCUAAGGCUUCCUUUUCCAUCACAAUAUCAAUUCAUAAUACAACAAAAAGAAACAAUCUUGUGUAUGUACUCCAUUAACUACAAGAUCCCACCAGGUGCAAAUGUACAAAAGGAAAAAUUGAUCUUUCCAAAAGUAGCAUCCUACAAUAUGGGGGAAAAUGAUGAAACCAGAAAACUGAACUUCUAUAAUUUUAAUCCACAAACUG